Empidonax traillii (willow flycatcher) is the source of this 970-nucleotide messenger RNA. It is a transcript of the gene SZRD1, whose product is annotated as SUZ RNA binding domain containing 1. The transcript is spliced from 5 exons. The record is from RefSeq and is a predicted model, not a curated record. Bases 16 to 591 code for a protein of 191 amino acids. Lineage: Eukaryota; Metazoa; Chordata; Aves; Passeriformes; Tyrannidae.
AGGGGCGGCGCGCGCAUGCGCGGGGCGCGGGCCCGGCGGCGGACGGGAAUUAAAAUGGAAGAUGAGGAGGUCGCGGAGAGCUGGGAGGAGGCGGCCGACAGCGGGGAGAUAGACAGACGGUUGGAGAAGAAGCUGAAGAUCACCCAGAAGGAAAGAGCCGGGUCUUCCAGACGGGAUGUAGCUACAGCUUUGGGGAAGCCUUGUAAGAAAAAGCCUCUCCCAGGAAGAAAUGGCAGAAAGUCCAAAUCUCCUCCCAAAGUGCCCAUCGUGAUCCAGGACGACAGCCUUCCCUCGGGGCCCCCCCCUCAGAUCCGCAUCCUCAAGAGACCCACCACCAACGGCGUCCUCAGCAGCCCCCACUGCGCCAGCCGCCCGGCCUUCCCGGUGAAAUCCCUGGCACAGAGGGAGGCCGAGUACGCCGAGGCCAGGAAACGGAUCCUGGGCAGCGCCAGCCCCGAGGAGGAGCAGGACAAACCCAUCCUAGACAGGCCCACCCGGAUCUCGCAGCCGGAGGACACCCGACAGCCCAACAAUGUGAUCCGGCAGCCGCUGGGCCCCGAUGGCUCGCAGGGCUUCAAGCAGCGCAGAUAAAGGCGGAUGCGCCGCCGUUCCGGAACGCCGGGCCCCCGGCACGGACACACGGACCUGGGCAAGGGGGACUCCCGGCAUGAUUUGCACUGUGACCCCUUGGCUCUGCCCACUGUGACCUUCAGCCCCACGCACUGUGACCUCCCCUCUGCACCCACUGUGAGCGGCGAUGCCGGCAGGGCUGUCCCGAGGAUCCAGCGGGAUGAGGAGGGGGGUGCCGGACUCGGGCACCGGGAGCUGCGUGUGCCGCUCGGGUCGGGGCUGGCGCCAGCAAUAACGUUUGUUGUAGUCGAAACCCCGGCAUUUAAGGAAAAAAAAAAGAUGGGAAGUGUCCCCAGCCACGCAUGUUGUCCUCAUCACUUCCAGAGCGAGUUCUGUUUCC